UGACAGUAUUUUCACUUUUGAAUAGCAAAAGAGUCGAUAUUUGAAAGGAUAUGUCAGAUAAAUCCUCUCGCGAAAGUUUCCAUCAAAUUGUGUUUCUUAUCGAUUCUAAUCCUUCAUUUUGGGGAUCGAACUGCUCCGCCGAACAUGCUGCGAAGGCCAUACGAUUGUGCGUGCUUCGAUUGCUAACUUAUUUUCGUGACUAUCGGAAAAAAAAGCGAUCCAGCGUGCGAUGGGGCUACAAAAUAUUCAACUCCAAAUCACUUUCACAUCAGUUUGAACGACACGACUUCAAAGAAUUCUUAGUUAACGCGUUUGAAGAAUUUGAAGAUCAUGUGUCGAAGAGGUUGCAAGAAUCCUUCACACAACAAUGGCAAGUAAACGAACUUGAACCGAGGGAACAAGACGAUGAAGAAACGACAGCCUUUUCCAAAUCACCGAGUGGAGCUAGAUGUGUUUCUUUUGCUUUUAAAAAUGCUGUUCACGAUUUUCAGUGGGAAAGACCUGACAUAAGUUCACCUAUCAGAAGAACUCGUGGAAAUAACAACUCGCUCUUUUACCAUAACAACAUAACCAAUACUCAUAAUGUUAUCUUUUUGUUGAGCGGAUGCCCUCACGACGAUGACUCAAUCUCAGAAUUUACUGGUGAAAAUUUGUCGGGUCUCGGAACAUUUGAGCGCUUUAAAAGUAUCUUGAUGCCCUCUGCGUUGUACAAGGAAUUCAAAGAAAGGCGCAUUUGUUUACAUUGGGUGAACAUGGGAAAUUUUCAGCAGGAAGAGAAUGCAGGUGUAAAAUCAUUUGUGGAGGCAACAGUGGAACAGUUUGGAGGGUGCUUGAUACCUCUUUCAGCAGUGAAUUAUACAGGGAACAAUUUCUCUAUUGGAUCAAACUUAAAACCUCAAUCUGGAAAAGUUCUUUCAGUUUUCAAGCAAGUCAAAUCUAGUAUGGGACAACUGCUUCCUUUUGAAACUGUCAUGGAUUUUUAUUUCUGCAAGAAGCUAACAAAGCCAUCAGCACCAGAGGGUAUUAUUUCACAACAGCAAGCUAAAGCAAUGAUGGAUGGUACAGGAUUGCUGUGUUCUUCAGGUGCUGAGGAGAAGGUGCAUUGUACUGUGAAACUUCACUCUAUGUUUUGUUCCAUGGAAGGGCUUAAGGGCUUGGGAAACUUUCAUGGAAACUCUUCAUUGACUUAUGAAACUGCAGAUAUAGAGAGCAAACAGACACCAUCAAAUGAUGAAUCAAGCAGUGUGAACCUUCUUUGGAUUAGAGGGGUAGUGAAUCAGACUUGUGUUCCUCCAAGAUGGCUUCACCCCACCAAAGGUUUUUCUUGUGUUGGUUUGGAUAACCGUGCUAUUGAUGGUACUAUAGACUCCUCUUUUUGCUCUCAGAAUCUUAUUUCUGGGUGGUACCAAGCACUUAUACUUUCCUUGGCAAAAGAGAACAAAUUACUGAUUAUUGAUUUUAUUGAUUGUGAUACUGGGUUACCAGUUACUGGAGUCCUCCAACCUUUGACCUCAGUCUGUGGAGUGAUAAAUGUCAUUGCAUCAGAAUUUCUCAUCACUUUUGAAAAGUUUCUUCUUUGGCAUGGCAAGUCUUCACCUGUAGAUAGAACAAAACUGAUGAAUGCAGAAUCUUGCCAGGAUCUGAUCAGUAACUACAGAUCUCAAGAUAAUCUUGAAUCAACUGAAUCACUUUCUUACCCAGAGGUCUUCUUUGGGCUUACUGGAUCACAAGAUCCGUUCAGAAAUAAAAGAGAAGAAUUUGAUGCAAUGUUUUUUGAUCCAUGGGGUUCCUUUGCUGUUGAGGAAAACACAACUGGUUCAUUUUUUAAUGAACUUCAAAGAGACAGUAAGUCUGAAGAGGAGGAAGAUGGCGAUGUUGCUAAUGAAGCUGCUCUAAUGAAAGAAUUGAAAGAUCUUUAUAAUAAGAAAGAAUCACAUUUGGUAUCAAUGACUUCUAUUGUAACUCAAUUACCAAAGAAGCCCAAAGAGCUUGCUGCAGAGAAGUCAGAAGUACAGAGUGCCUCAUCAAAGCAUAAAAGGAAUUUGAAGAAGGGAACAAGUACAGAUUAUCAAAAGAGCAGUUUGGAUAUCAAUAAGAGCCAACCUUCAGUUGAGAAUGAUAAAUUGAAUGACUGUUCCACUGAUAAUGACAGCCUGUUACCUAACAAUAGCACUGCAAUGCAAGAAGUCCUAUGUAAUCUGACAGAUAAAGCUGAGUUGAAAUUGGCCAUUUGUGAUUUAACCAGUAAAGUCAUUUUGGAGGGAGAAAACAUACUUCAUGAAAUCACGAACAUAGUGACUAUAGUUUCCCAAUUUUUUGUGAACGAGGGAGAUAAUGAACAGAAGGGGCUUGUUUCACAGUUUUUAGAAGAGCAUGUACUCUUAACAGUAUCAGCACUUAGAAAAAAAUAUGAAGGAUGUAGUGAUGUCAUUAGACAAGGGCAGCAAGUCAGAGAGUACCAGCUCCAGAUUAUGCUUCGAUUGGAGAUUGCAGCUCUUAUAAAUGCUGAUGGAAAGAGUUCCCUCAUUGAAGAGGUGACGGUACUCCUUCGAACCAUCUCAUUCAUGAAGGACCCUAAGUUCCUAACUAUUUUACUACGUGAGAUACUUCUUUUCAGGUAUGGACAGAAACUCGCCAAGUUCCUCUGUGCUGUUUAUGAGGGUUUGAUGAUGCGCCCCCCCAAGGAAGUGUCUACGCCUUCCAAAUGGUCCAGUGAUGAUGAAUCGCCAAUCAGACGCCAGAUCAACUCUGUUUCCAGCGCUAAACAAGACUCCAAUCAACCCAGGAGUAGUGGAUGCCGUAUUAUCACCCGUCAUUUGAGCGUUUCAGAUGCUGUUGGUAAAAGGAGAGAGAUUGUUGUACCGGGAAAGGCAAAACCAAAGGAUAAAGAGAAAGAAAAGGCAUUGAAGGGAAAACCACAAGUAUCUCUUGGUUUAAGAGUUGGAAGUAAGAAGGGAAAGAAGAAAAGUGAGGGUCACGAGACACCAGUAAAACAAGUCAGACGAAAUCUUUUUACUGAAUCAGAAGAAGGUGAUGAGAAUAACUCGAUCGCCAAAGUGCUAAGAAAAAAGAAAAUUUCUGAAGGAGAGAAAAAGAAACACGCAAAGCGUCGAUUUCAGCGGAGGAAUACUGUGGGUUCUUGUUCAAACUCCACGGUUCAGGAGACUCCUGCUCAUAAACAGGUCUCUCAUGCAUUAUGGUGCAAACAGGAUCGUGCCAGAAAACGUUCCAGAGCUCAUACGGAGGUGCAUAUUUUACAAGAGUCACCCCUUAAAGAAUUGCAAGCAGGAGAGGGUCUCCCGCGGCGAAGUCCUCGAAGGCCUCCAUUGGCAACGUUCCAGCGGAGCCAGUCGUUUUAUGGGCCCUCUUCUAGUACAGGCCCUUUGACGAGGACAAGGUCUUUCAGCGGUGUGUACUCUCGUGACUCGUCAAAGGAAGCACCCACAGAGGGACCAGCUUUCAUUUCUACUCAAGGAGCCGUUGUGAAAAAGACACCUCAGAAAUUGUCCUCUUUAGCUCUUUCGCCUUUGCGAUUUUCUCCUCGGCAGAAAAAAAAAUUUUCGUUACACAGUUUACUGACGACAUCUAAAGAACAUGAUCAAAAGAAAGAAAGUUCCCAAAGUCACCAAAACGCAACAAAGCCCAAACAUAAAUUAACGUCUACAGCCAUUAGGUCUUCACCAAGACUCCUUAAAAAGCGCUCAUUUUCUUGUAUUGGAUUUUCGUCAGUUCUCUCCCCAGAAGCACGCGAGAAACGAAAAGUUAUUCCCCUCACUGAAAAGCCCAGCUCAUCUACGAAUACGCAACCACCACAAAAGCAUACUUUCUUAGACGCGGAUUCACAGAGCGGGUUAAUGAAAACCCCGAGGAAAAAGAAAUCAGAUGACGAUACAGAUGUCCGAGGUACAACUCCAACAUUGCAUGGGUCCUCUCCAAGACUUAUCAAACAGCGCUUUGAUUCAAGAGUUGUAGUUCUGUCUCCUGAGGAAAGGAAGUCAACGCCGCUUGGCGCAAGACCCAGGUCAUGUGAUAAUACAAAUUGUACGGUCUCGCUAAAAGGCUCCAUGAAAACGCCCAUGAAAGAAAAAAUAGAUAAUUUUUCAGACAACGAAGUGACUUCUUCAAAAUCGACCUUGGCACAGCCUGAAAAGCGAACUCCAUUGAAAGAUUACCAUGUGGACAAAUGUGUUGUUCUUCUUACGCCAAUUCGAAAAUCCUUGAAGUCUCCCUUGCAUGUUCCUCCAGAGGUUCUCGAAAACUUCUCUUCGUGUUCAUCUCGCCUUUCGCAUCGAGAUGGUGAAGAAUCGACAAAACUGGAGAGCUCUGUUCAGGAUGUUGACGAAAAUGUAAGAACGCCCGCGAGGAACCGCAUCAAACCCGCUCUCCGAAGCUCCCCGAGAUUGCUGUGCAGAUGCGACAGCAGUGACAAUUCUCAACAAACGCCAAAGCAAUUUUUAUGUAACCAUGAAGACUUUAAACCCACUGUUACGGUCUCACUAAAGUCGACUCGAACUGAUUUGACGGAUCCCACCACCCCGGUCAGAGUUUCCCAUCCGGACGACUGUGUGGUGCUUCUCACUCCAAUGAGGACCCUCUCAAAAUCUCCAGUCCACUUGCGAUCAGGAGAAAAAAUGGUAACUGUGAUUGGUUCGGAUUCAGAAAACGCGAAAGUGGCUUUUGAUACCGACAUUAAGUCACUUCAGUCAUCGUCACAAACCACCCCAAAGUCUGCUCGUGUUGCUACGAUUGAGCACAGAUUGAGAGCAAAAUCUCCGAUACUCGAUAACAAAUCCACUGAUAUUGAAAGCCAAGGAGCAGAGUUGUUUAGAUAUAAUAAGACGCUAACAAAUGAAAGUGAUAAACGCCUCAAUGACUUAACUCCCACAGAGGGAGCAGAAAGGAUCACACGACACACCAAUUUCCAAGAAGACGAAAUAUUUCUUCGCAUGCCAAGCGCAUCUGUUGGAGGAGCGCAAUUACCAUGGAAUCCAGCUCUGCAGAGCUCGACUCCACCUCCCAAAAGAAGAAAAAAGAAAUCACACGGUGUGUCUAAUUCACCGGCUGAAACCAAACGCUUGAGUCCCCUUAACCAGAUACUUCGACAGCAAAAGCGAAAAAGGUGUUUCUCAGCCUCUCCAGCUGACAAAUGUGCGAGGGAAGCCUGUGAAAUAUACGCACGUGAUGCAUCGUCGUGUGCACCAAGGACCCAUUUUAAGAAUGGGAACAAGGUGAAGUUCAGCUUGGUCAAUGAACCUUGUUCGGUAGUUGAGGACAAAACUAGGUUGUCCGAGGAGGCAGAUGACUGGCUUAGUGAAAUGGAGGAAGAACUUGAUUGUAGUGUAGCAAAUUCAAACGAGACUCAAAAGUCACCUGCGACUAAGAAGCGACGAAUUCACAAGUCUGUUGUCUUUGGGGGAAAACGCACCAGAAAAGAGAGUGUAAAAAAAACUAGGAGCAAAAACGUUGAUUCUUCUCGAAACAGCGACACCAGCUACGAAGAAGAUGACGAAGUUUUUCAGAGUCCCGGAAUGUUAGCCUCUCGUCUGAUACGUCGACAUUUGAACAAGACCCCUAUAUCGGCGAGCAGUAUCAAAGUUUUGCAAGAAUCUCCCAUACUUCUUGGCAGUAACCAUUCACUUGCACUUUCACCUCGAGCUCGAAGUUGCUCCAAUCUGUCUCAAAAUUAUUCAAAGCGCAAUCGUAGAGAGCUUAUUGAUGUGUCCAAUAACAGAGAAGCUGGUAUGACGGUGUCCUACACUGAUGAUCAGGAGGAACCGAUUGCUCGCCCAUUAAGAAAACGACUUAAGCUGCACACUUGAAAAUCUAAAUUCUUUUUCUUUUUCCCUUCCGGCCAGAAUUUGGGGAAUUUUGUACAUGCAAGUUUGUUGUAAAUAGUAUUUUACUUUGAUCUUAUAAUUCUUUAUUUACUGAGGGAUUCAACGCUGGAGAACUCUUUCCACGCACAAUUUUUUGUCUCGGACCGUCAAGCGGCUUUGAGGACUCGACAUUAACAAAGUAAUUCUAGUCACACCCAGUCGCAUAUAUUUUGUGAAAGAUUCAAAAUUUAUCGGUCAUAAGCCGCAGCUGAUACUACCAUUGAAGGCAAUUUUACUACCAAAUAGUAAAUUAGUGAUUUUUUGCUUGAAUGAAACAUUGACGUUUUAGAACUAACCUUACGUAAAUUAUUUUCCCUUCAAUACCUGCAAUCAAACAAGAGUGCAAUUAGUAUAAUAGGAUUCGCGAGCGAAUCCAACUGUUCUGAGUUCAUUAUCUUUUAGGAUGGCAUGUUUGAAAGGUGCAGUUAUCCAUUUUACCAAGUUAGAUAAAAAAAAACAAAAAAACAAAACAUAUCCGAAAUGAAGAAAAAUUUGUCGAAACUGACCAGCAUAGUAGUCAAUUCAUAAAUAGAAAGGACUUUCUCAAGGUGAUUUUUCAGUAUUUCAUUGUGCAUCCUAUACUGCGCAUGAAAAAUAGCGUAAUCAGGCGAAUACCACCUAAACAGGUAGACUGUCUUUUCGGAAACGCGCGAAACAGUUGCUCCUGGAGAGAAACAUAUUUGAAUUAAGCCCACAUGAUCUAUCCCUGACGCCUCAAACGUAAGUGCACGUGAUCGCAUUCCUUCACAUUUCCAAGAAUCGAACGAUAACGUGCUUUUCCAUAAACAAACAAAGAAGGUCUUAUAUUCGAGGUAAAAGCGUAGACGAUAGCCUAAGAUGUGUGGUAUCGAUUCGAUUUUAGCUGAAAAGAGAUAAAGAAUACUUAGCUGGAUCAUGUAUUACCAAACGAAAGCGGAUGAACGACGACAUACAGAAAAAGCGCGGGCAAAGAAAUGCGAAGGAAUGUUAUCAUGUGCGUUUGCCUUUUGUGCCAACAUCUUUUUAGUCACGUGACUAAAUAAUACCUUCGUUCUUGAUGAUGCAAAGUAUGACCUUGAAAGCAGCGAUUCAAGGAACGUUUUGAGUUGAUGUUAUUUGAAAUUGCGUAAUUUUUCCACAAUUUAUACAUCAAGUUGUUCCAUAAGCUCGAGACUUCUACCUAUCAAGUUUUUUUCAAAUUUUACUUUGAAAACCUUUGCUUGCAGCUACUGCAAAAUGUACCGUGAACCGAUGAAAUGACGCGCGUGAAUAGUGCCAGUACAGGCAUAAAUGGGGUAAGAUUGGCUUAUUAUACUUCUUAACCAAGCAGGGUGACCUAUCUUUUUUAUUGUAUUUUGUCCCGAACAGACAUUGGUAGGUAACAUUUAAAGAAAGUUUAAAAUAAAUUGUUCGAUAACUUUU
Molecule: messenger RNA, 7277 nt
Organism: Stylophora pistillata
Lineage: Eukaryota; Metazoa; Cnidaria; Anthozoa; Scleractinia; Pocilloporidae
Biological process (GO): mitotic DNA replication checkpoint signaling; DNA replication; mitotic G2 DNA damage checkpoint signaling
Cellular component (GO): nucleus
Molecular function (GO): chromatin binding
Source: RefSeq, a predicted model, not a curated record